Molecule: messenger RNA, 3286 nt
Organism: Herpailurus yagouaroundi (jaguarundi)
Lineage: Eukaryota; Metazoa; Chordata; Mammalia; Carnivora; Felidae
Gene: INCENP
Product: inner centromere protein
Exons: 20
Coding region: 141-2975 (944 amino acids)
Biological process (GO): meiotic spindle midzone assembly; metaphase chromosome alignment; mitotic cytokinesis
Cellular component (GO): nucleus; midbody; kinetochore
Source: RefSeq, a predicted model, not a curated record
GCCCCAUCGCUUCUCCGAAGUGGUGAGCCCUGGAGAUCCGGAGCCGAGGGUCUGGGUCCGCGGGAGGCUCUGCUGGGGUGGCCGCCGGACUUGGAUCAGAGAAGCACUUAGGAGACGCGGUGCAGUCGAACAGAGCCACCAUGGGGUCCACAGCCCUGGGGCCCAUUCACCUGCUGGAGCUGUGUGACCAGAAGCUCAUGGAGUUUAUCUGCAACGUGGACAAUAAGGACUUGGUGUGGCUCGAAGAGAUUGAGGAGGAGGCCCAACGCAUGUUCACCAGUGAAUUCAGCAAGGAGCCCGAGCUGAUGCCCAAAACACCUUCUCAGAAGAACCGACGGAAGAAGAGACGGGUUUCUUACAUUCAGGAUGAGAACAGAGACCCCAUCCGGAAAAGCAGGUUGUCCCGCAGAAGGACCCGGAGCAGCCAGCUGAGCUCCCGGCACCUCCGCAGCAAGGACAAGGUGGAGAAGCUGGCCACGGUGGUCGGGGAGAACGGCUCCGUCCUGCGGCGGGUGACCCGGGCUGCGGCCGCGGCGGCGGCAGCCACCGUAGCAUUGGCUGCUCCUUCGCCCACCCCCGAGUCUCCCACAGUGCUGGCCAAAGAGCCUGAAAAUAGCCUGGCCCAGGGCCCGCUGGUGCCUGUGGUGGAGAUCGGCGUCAGCGAGCGCCAGAGUGCUGAGCUGCACCUGGGCCGGCUCAAGUCUGCCCGGGCUCCUUCCCCAACUCCGUCCCUUGUAGCCACGGCUCCCGCCUCCCACAGCAUCUUGAUAUCCGGUGAGGAAUCAACACCCCAGAAGCCGGAGGCUGGGAGACUGGCGUCUGUCACCGUGAGCUCUCUGAUGGCUACACCCCAGGACCCCAAGGGCCGAGGGGGCGGAGCCAGCCGGUCCGCCUCCAAGCUCAGGAUUGCGCAGGCCUCCCCGGGCCCGCAGGAUUUGGCGGGCUCUCCGGCCUCGCCGUGGCAGGAGCGGGUGCUGGCUCCCGUCCUGCCCGAUAACUGCUCCACGCCCACGGGCGCCCACAUAGACCCGCAAUCCGUGCGGCGCAGCCUGAUUGCCCCGUCCUCCCCGGGCCGCAAGGUCUCGCUGGCCCAGAAGUACUCCCUGGUGGCCAAACAGGAGAAGCCUGUCCGCAGGUCAAGCAGAAGGAUUGGCAAGAAAGCCACUGAAGAGCCAGCUGCCUCCGCCCGUAUCAUCUGUGAGUCUGGGGGCCCAACAGGAGGUCACAGUUACCUGGAGAGGCUCCUGAAUAUUGAGGUGCCCCAGAAAGUCGGCCCUGAGCAGAAGCGGCCCAGCGAGGAGGCCGAGCCUGCACAGGCGGCUGAGCCAGAGGGCCCCAAGCAAGACAGGAGUACCCUGUGGCCCUGCAGUGCCACCAAGAUCGCCAUUAGCACACCUGGCUCGCAGCCUGUGGCUGGUGGCCAGGAGACGCCCUCCAAAGGGCGGCAAGAGCCCAAGACUGACCAAGCAGAUGGCCCCAAGGAGCCACCCCAGAGUGUCAGGAGGAAGCGCAGCUACAAGCAGGCCGUGAGUGAGCUGGACGAGGAGCCGCAGCUGGAGGACGAGGAGCUGCAGCCCCCCAGGAGCAAGACCCCUUCCCCACCCUGCCCGGCCAGCAAGGUGGUGCGGCCCCUCCGGACCUUCCUGCACACCGUGCAGAGGAACCAGAUGCUCAUGACUCCGACCUCGGCCCCCCGCAGCAGUGUCAUGAAAUCCUUCAUUAAGCGCAAUACUCCCCUGCGCGUGGACCCUAAGUGCAGCUUCGUUCUCCUGCCACCCAGUAACCUUUAUUGCCAAAACAGCUCCCAGGACCCCACGGCGCUGGGAGGGGGCGCUAAGUCUUUAUUGGGAAGGACGCCCGCCCGUCUUCCCUCACUGCCGAUGGUAGACGCACUCAGUGUCAGGGAGAAGGAGCGGCAGCGCCUGGAGAACCUGCGGAGGAAGGAGGAGGCGGAGCAGCUCCGCAGGCAGAAGGUGGAGGAGGACAAGCGGCGGCGGCUGGAGGAGGUGAAGCUGAAGCGGGAGGAGCGCCUCCGCAAGGUGCUGCAGGCCCGGGAGCGGGUGGAGCAGAUGAAGGAGGAGAAGAAGAAGCAGAUAGAGCAGAAGUUUGCUCAGAUCGACGAGAAGACCGAGAAGGUUAAGGAGGAGCGGCUGGCGGAAGAGAAAGCCAAGAAGAAGGCAGCAGCCAAGAAGAUGGAGGAGGUGGAGGCGCGCCGCAAGCAGGAGGAAGAGGCGCGGAGGCUCAGGCGGCUACAACAGGAUGAGGAAGAGCGGCGUCACCAGGAGCUUCUGCAGAAGAAGAGGGAGGAGGAGCAGGAGCGGCUGCGCAGGGCGGCCGAGGCCAAGAGGCUGGCGGAGCAGCGGGAGCACGAGCGGCAGCUGGCGGAGCAGCAGGAGCACGAACGCAGGAGGGAGCAGGAGCGGCUCCAGGCCGAGAGGGAGCUGCAGGAGAAGGAGAAGGCCCUGCGGCUGGAGAGGGAGCUGGAGGAGAAGAAGAAAAAGGAAGAGCAGCAACGCCUGGCCGAGGAGCGGCUGCUGGAGGAGCAGCAGAGGAAAGCCAGGGAGGCCGCGGCGGCCAGCAAAGGCCUGAAUGUGACCGUGGACGUGCAGUCUCCAGCUUGUACCUCCUAUCAGAUGACUCCGCAGGGGCACAGGCCGCCCCCCAAGAUCAACCCGGAUAACUACGGGAUGGAUCUGAAUAGCGAUGAUUCCACCGAUGACGAGGCCCAUCCCCGGAAGCCCAUCCCCACCUGGGCCAGAGGCACUCAGCUAAGCCAGGCCAUCAUCCACCAGUACCACCACCCCCCAAACCUGCUCGAGCUCUUUGGAACCAUCCUCCCGCUGGACUUGGAGGACAUCUUCAAGAAGAGCAAACCUCGCUACCACAAGCGCACCAGCUCUGCCGUCUGGAACUCGCCGCCCCUGCUGGGCCCCAGGGUCCCCAGCAGCCUGGCCUAUGGCCUGAAGAAGUACUGAGGCCCCCAGGUGUUCCCAGCAGUCUCCACCCCUGCGUGUGUCUGUGUGUCCGCCUCUCUGUUGGUCUGGGGCCAUCCUGCCUGGUGUUCUGUCUCCAGGGGUUUGGCUGUGUGUAUAUAAAUGUCCUCUGUGCGCCGGGGGUUGCAAGUCGCGCAGGCCUGUUUGGAAGCUGCACUUGGCGGGUAGUUGGGGGAGAACCUGCCCAGCCCCACCUGGCCUGCAGACAGUGCUCUGUAAAUAGACUGUUAGAAUUCAGCUGAAUUUUAGCCUCUGGUGUUUGAGAGCUAGAUUAAUAAAGUCUGUUCCUUUAA